CACACCCCUGAGCUGGAAAAGAGGCCAGUAUAAAUACCAGGGGCUGACGGGGAGAAAAAGGGAGAGAGAGACGGUGGAGGGCAGAGAAUCACCACCCACUCAAGUUCGAGGACAAUGUGGCUGUCCUUGCUGGUUUGCCAGUUUGGCCUGGUCCUCUUCAGUGAGGCUCAGAAUCCUUGCUUUUCACACACGACAUUCAGGGAGCCAGCCAACUCUGACAUCUCAGUGAUAUGUGGGACAAGGACAAUGGAGCUGACCAUCCUGUUGUGCCCCAUCUACUAUGGUGGAUACAACGAGUCAUUGAUGUCCCUCAAUGCGCAAUAUUACAGACCAGAGUGCUACGGGAUACCUGAUUGGUCAGCAGAUCCGCCUGUCUUAAAAUUCAAUUUCUCCAUAACCGAAGAAGCCAUUUCCACCUGUUCAAACAAGCUCAAGAUCAGUCAAGAGGUCGGUUCGGGGCUCUUCUCCGAUUAUUCCAGCGUCCAGUUUGUCAACGUCUCAGGAAUCAUAAACUCCCUGGACCCGAGUGCUGGCACCAUAACGUACCGACAAGAGAUGAUGUACAUUUUCUCCUGUCGAUAUCCACUGCAAUACCUGAUCAACAACACUGAGAUAACCGUAUCUGGGGUGAGCCUGGCUGUAAGGGACAAUAACGGGAGUUUUAUUAGCACACUAAGCAUGCAACUCUAUGAGGAUUCGUCUUAUACUACCCACCUCAAAAUACCGGAAAGCGGCCUUAAACUGAAAAAGAGAAUCUUUGUGGAAGUGAAGGCCACGAAUCUCACCGAAAGGUUCAAUGUCCUCCUGGACCGAUGCUACGCCACAACCAGCCCUUUUCCCAUCAACAGCUCUUACUAUGACCUCUUUGUUGGAUGCAACCGUGACGGCCAGACCGUGAUCACAUCUAAUGGCCAAACCCAGACGGCCCGCUUCUCUUUUGAAGCUUUCCGCUUUGUGGAACACAAAAACAUGACCGUCUCCAUCUUUUACCUGCACUGUGCCACCAGGCUCUGCGAGACGUCUGUCUGCAGCUCAGUCCUGCCGAAUUGUUCAGCCAAUGCUAGGGCAAAGCGAGAUCUGCAGUCGCAGGCUCAAAGUACCACCGUAAGCGAAGUAGCCACAGUGACCUCUGGUCCGAUCAUCACCAGAGUGGACAGUGGUGGACCUCCAGGUCAAGAUACUCAAGUCGCAGAAGAAUCGUACCGGGACAGCCCCGUGUUCAGGGCGGCUGUGGCGGCAGGCGUGGUGGGCGUGCUCUGCAUCGCGAUGGUGGCCUUCACGGUGCUGCGGAUCCACUCAUCGAAGCGUCAGAGCAAGAAGAAGGCGCUGUGGGAAGGCGCAAAGGGCAGCGAGUAGGGGCAGGGCCGGUGAAACGCAACGUGCCCCUCUCCUAUUCAUGGUGAAAUACAACAUGCACUAUAUACCACUGCAUGACGGGGAUCAUUUAUUUUUUUCCUGUUUAAAAGCAUUCAGUGUCUGGUGGCAUUAUCGAAAGAACUAUCUACAUAUACUUAGUAUACUUUAUAAUGGAAAUCUAUAGGUCAUCAUGUUGAAAACCGUAAAAAAAGCUUUAAAAGUACAGGAAAUUAUAUGGAUCAAUCCUGUUAAUAACCAAAAUAGGACUUCUGGCAUUAAGUGUUUUAGACGGCAACGUGCUUCUGAUUGGGGGACUUACUGGGACUGUUUUCAGGGCUUUAUUCAGACAGCAUUGCUUCCCUGAAUAUUUCCAUCAUUAAAAAUGGUGUUUAAAAUAUCUACAUGGAUGCAGGUAUGCUAACUAAAUAAAAUUUUAAUUUUAAUAUAAAGAA
Molecule: messenger RNA, 1808 nt
Organism: Brienomyrus brachyistius
Lineage: Eukaryota; Metazoa; Chordata; Actinopteri; Osteoglossiformes; Mormyridae
Product: zona pellucida-like domain-containing protein 1
Exons: 11
Coding region: 115-1356 (413 amino acids)
Cellular component (GO): cell surface
Source: RefSeq, a predicted model, not a curated record